Mercenaria mercenaria is the source of this 1523-nucleotide messenger RNA. Its product is annotated as zinc finger protein 468-like. The record is from RefSeq and is a predicted model, not a curated record. The transcript is spliced from 2 exons. The coding region runs from base 620 to 1249 and encodes 209 amino acids. Gene Ontology annotation, cellular component: nucleus. Gene Ontology annotation, molecular function: DNA-binding transcription activator activity, RNA polymerase II-specific; RNA polymerase II cis-regulatory region sequence-specific DNA binding. Gene Ontology annotation, biological process: regulation of transcription by RNA polymerase II. Lineage: Eukaryota; Metazoa; Mollusca; Bivalvia; Venerida; Veneridae.
CUUACUUAGUUUCGCCAUUUAUCAGGAAAAUUUAAUUAUUCUUGAGAAUUGAAUACAUAUCUCUUUUUAUACGUGUUUCGAUGAAGUAAUCGACAAACUUAUUAAAUUUUUAGAUAUUGAAAAUGGUAAAUCAAAUUCUUUUGAUGACAAGGCAGCAAAGAAAAAGAACAAGUACAGAUCCAUACAAAUACAGAAUGCAGAUAGCUAGGAAAUCACUUUAGAUUACAGAAGAAACUUUGCACAUUAAGGCUAUUCCUUUCCAAUCCUAAUCUUUACAAAAAAAGUAGGCAUAAAGGAAAUAAGAAUACACAGCAGAGACAUUUAAAAGUAGUUAUCCAAAGUGGUAUUUAACAGAAAACAGGGGGAAUCUUUUUAUAGCUGUUAUCUGGGAAGACGCAGCGGAAUGGGUACAGUAAGAAAAUGAUCUCUAGAUAUACAUGCAUGUGAUCAAAGAGAACAUAAAAGCAUACAGAAGAGAAACACUUGAAAUGUCCUGUUUGUGAUUAUAUUUUUGAAUACAGCGAUAAUAUGAAGAGACAUAUGAGAUUUAAUACUAGAGAAAAGAUCCUUAAAAUGCAAUGUUUAUGACUAUGUUUAUACUCAGAGCAGUAGUCUGAAAAUGCAUACUGAAAAGAAACGCUUUUACUGUGAUUUUUGCGACUUUGCUUGUAAUCACAGUGGUAAUAUAAGGAAACAUAGGAGAAUACAUACUGGAGAUAAAUGUUUUAAAUGUGGUGUUUGUGACUAUGCUUGUGUUGAAGACGGUAGUCUGAAGAAACAUAUGAGAAUACAUAGGAAAAUACAUACGGAAGAGAAACGUUUUAAAUGUGAUGUGUGUGACUAUGCUUGUAAACAGAGUGGUAGUCUGAAAAUACAUAAGACAAUACAUACUGGAGAGAAGGCCUUUAAAUGUGAUGUUUGUGAUUUUGCUUGUAGUCGGAACGGUAAUCUGAAGACACAUAGGAGAAUACAUACCGGAGAUAAAUGCUUUAAAUGUGGUAUUUGUGAUUAUGCUUGUAUUGAUGCCAAUAGGCUGAAGGUACAUAUGAGAAUACAUACUGGAGAGAAACCAUAUAAAUGUGACAUUUGUGACAGUGCUUUUAAACAGAGCGGUCAUCUGAGUCUACACAGGAGAACACAUACUGGAGAGAAACCAUUUAAAUGUGAUAUUUGUGACUUUGCUUGUUGUAGCCGCAGUACUCUGAAGAAACAUGGGAGAAGAAUACAUACUGGAGAAUCUGUCAUUUAGUUAGACAUAAGAGACUUACGGAUUUGUAUGUUAUUGUCAUAUCGGGUUGACUUGUACAUACCAGAAUUCAUCCAGGGAAGAAUGCUUUCGUCCAGGGGAGAAUACUGCUAAAUCUUAAUUUAGUAAUACAUGUACAUGUAAUAAGUUCUGAUAUAAAAACACUGUAGCAAUUAUUUCUUCUUCUUUUUCAUGGCCUCCGUCCAUCUCUAAGACGAUGGGUUGCGCCUGGUAGAGCUUGAACUGGAACAACGUCUUCGAUGACUGAAGUGUCCUA